This is a messenger RNA of Capra hircus (goat), 7602 nucleotides long. It is a transcript of the gene FAM186A, whose product is annotated as family with sequence similarity 186 member A. The transcript has 12 exons. The record is from RefSeq and is a predicted model, not a curated record. NCBI's taxonomy places the organism in Eukaryota, Metazoa, Chordata, Mammalia, Artiodactyla, Bovidae. The coding region runs from base 1 to 7602 and encodes 2533 amino acids.
AUGUCAACUGAGAACAACGAUGAACAUGAAGCAGGAAAAGAAACUUUCGAUUUCACCAAAAUGUACAAAACUGUCCUAGAAAAAUCAGAGGUUCCUAAUAUUGAGAUUCCAUUUGCAGUUCAGGAUGUCAUCGGUAAGAUUGAGCAAGCACAGCUCCAGCGAGCCAGAGAGUAUCUUAAUAUGCAGCUGACAGACAUAAUGCAAAAUGUGAAGCGUAUAAUAAAUCGCUAUACUAUGAAUGAGAAUAUGCAUGCUGGAAGGAAAAUGUCCCUUAUAGAACAUAAGAAACGGAGAGGAAGCUUGCUGGAGAAAAUAGUUGCUUGUGCUAAGACUGCUGAAAUUAAAGACAAGACUCUUGCCUACAUUCUGGCCUGGUUGGAAGAAUGGAAUGUCACUUUGUCUGAGAUCACUGCAAUUGAUAUUGAAGAACACCAUCACUGUUUAGCACAAAUGGAGAUGUUACCAGAAACAUUCAAAGCUAUUGAGAGCAAUGUCAAGAUACUAAGCAGAAUUACUGCAUAUUUGCUUGAAGAAAAGAAGAAACAAAAGAAAAAAACAGCAUCUAGAAGUUCUCUAUGGAAAUCAUGGAAAGAAAGAGUUAUAAAGCGACCUGCAACAGCUCAUGCUUUAAGACCAGAUCAGAUGAUUAGUGAUCAAUUUGCCACAAAAACAAAGGUGUCAGAAAUCCAAGAUAUGCUUCAGGAACUCAUAGGUACUUCACUGUUCAAUAAACUGGAAAACAAUGCUAUUAAAUAUAUAUCAUCAACAACAGUAAACCUUUCUAAAGCUUUGAGUACACUAAAUGAUGAAGUGAAAGCUAUUAACCUCCAUACUUCUGAUACAUAUGCAAAUGAGACAGUUGAAAGAGAACAAGAGAUUUCCCUGAAGAUAAUAGAAGAUCUCAGUAAAAGAAAUGAAAUGCUUCAGCAAAAACUUCAAGAAGCAGAAGAAAAAUAUGAACACCUUAUUCGAUCCAAAGUUGUAGAGCACCAAGCAUUGCCCACAUCAACACAGAAAAUGUUACCUGAGCCUUCUCCACAAUCAACCAUUAGCCAAGCUGACACAGAAAACAGUUUAGACAGUAUUUUGACCAAAGAAUUUGAAAACAUGGUAAAUGAGGCCCCUCAAAAAGAGACCAAAGCCUUGGGAAUCAAGUCGGACUCAUCGCAAUUAUAUGCCGCCCAAGGUGAAACAACUCCAGAUUUAACUGACCAGCAGAAAAAGUCUUCUGGAGAGAUCACUGAAGAUAAGAUAUCAGUGAAGAAAGGUGGUGCCUUUCAGAAAGAUGGGGCUGAUGAGUUCCAGUCACAGAAAAAAAAGCGUACAAAAGGCCUGUCUGUGCAGGAGACCUCUGAAUCAAAUGUGAAUGAUGAUAAAGGUAAACAGAAAGUCACAGGGACCAAACUUGAUCACCACUUAGAAUUACAAACACUGGAUAAGAAGAGAAACGAAACAAAAUCCUUUCCUGAAGCCAAAUCAAAGUCACUCACUGAAUCAAAAAGUCAACAUUUUCCUUCUGAUUUCCCUUCUGACAAGAGUCAAGGUGGUAGAAGUGGAACAAGUGGUAAAGUGGAACAAGUGAGGGAGGCUAAAUCGGAACAUUUACAGAGUAAAAGUCAAAUGUCUUCAGAGAAUGAAGAGGAGCUCACCACUGAGCCAACAGACAAAGAUGGCAGAAAGGAGACGAGUAGCGCACCAGAGCCAUCCAGGUGGAGCAAACUUGAUCUUUCCUCUGAGAAAAUAAAAGGAAAGAAACACCGUAUCUCUCCAGGAAGCACUACAAGAAAAGAAGAAAAAUCUGAAGAGAAAGAUAUGUCAGUCUUCACGAAGAAAUUCAAGUCUCUUGAACUUGCUAAAUCAGGUGUUCCAGAUGACAAAAGUGAACAGAGUAACCUAGAAGAAUUUCAGAAAGCCAUAGAGUCAUUCCUUAAAGAGAAAAUUGAUAACAUAGGAAAGCCCUGGGAUAAAAAGACUGUGUCAAAAGAAGAGUUAUUAUCAAAAAGAUCAGAAGUUGAGAAAUUAGGAACCAUAAAGACAAAAAUGGAGGAAUAUUUCCAAAAAGUGGCUGAAACUGUGACAAAAAUCUUAAGAACAUACAAAGAUAUAAAAAAUGAAGGACAAAUUGGAGAGAAACCUUUGAAACUAAGAAAGGCAGUCUCAUUUAUGCCAGAACGGCAUUCUCAGGAACCAACUAGUGCACAGUCAGAAAUUAGCACCUUAAUUUCACAGGAGAGGCUUGACCCACUAACUGACAAUUUUAUAAGAAUGAUCUUGACUGAAAUAGAAAGUGAAAGGAAUGUUCCAGAAGCCUCUACAGUAGGGACAGACUAUAAAGAGAAGGAAAAACAAGAGCUAGAAGAAAGGAGGUUUGAGAUGAUAAAGAAGAAUUUGGAGAAGGAAGAGGCAUGGCUCCCAGUGAAGGAGGGAAAGCAAAGGCAACAGAAAGAGAAACAGUGGCAGGAAGAAGAGGUGUGGAAGGGACAGCAAAAACUCAAGAUACAAAAGCAGAUCGAGUCAGAUGAGAAGCAAAAGCAAAGAGAAGAAGAGAGAGAAGGGUAUCAGAAGUCAAAGCAGCAGCAGUUGGAGGCAUGGAAACAAACAACAAAACAACAAGGUGUGCCUUUGGAGAAGGAGAAAGGACAGCAGAUGAUGCAGGUUCAGAAGGAAGUGAGACUUCUGGAGCAAGAAAGCAGUUUGGAGAGAGAGGAGAAGCAGAAGGCAAGGAGAAAUGUAGGGGACUAUGAAAGUCAGAAGCAAAAUACUGCAAAGGAGAUGAAGACAUAUGAACAACUAGAAGGGGUGCUCAGUCAGACUUCAAUCACAUUGUCUCACAGGUGGGAGAGCACACAGAAAGACAUACCGCAGACACACCAAAGAACAGAUUUCACUGGGAACCUUAAGAAAUUAGGGGAUCUGGCUGAAGGAAAGCAUCGCAUUCCAAUCACUACUCCCAUCUCCACACAAUCCUCCUCACGUGGACCCUCUCCUCUUUCUGGACAGGCCCAGGCUCUGGGGAUUCCUGUUACUCCUCAGCAAGCUCAAGCUCAGGGCAUCAUGCUCACCCAUCAGCAGGUCAAGGCCUUGGGAGUCACUCUCACCCAUGAACAAGCUCAGGCACCAGGGAUUACUCUCACCCCUCAACAGGCCCAAGCACUGGGGAUUCUUGUCACCCCUCAGCAAGCUCAAGCUCAGGGCAUCACGCUCACCCCUCAGCAGGCCAAGGCACUGGGGGUCACACUUCCCCCUGAACAAGCUCAAGCAACAGGGUUCACCCUCACCCCUCAGCAGGCCCAAGCACUGGGGAUCAUUUUUACCCCUGAACAGGCUCAGACACCAGGGAUCACUCUGACCCCUCAGCAGGUCCUGGCACUGGGGAUUCCUGUCACCCCUCAGCAAAUCCAGGAAGUAAGGGUUUCUCUCACCCCUCAGCAGGCCCAGGCACUUGGGAUUGCUCUCACCCCUGAACAAGCUCAGGCACCAAGGAUCACUCUGACCCCUCAGCAAGCCCAGGCACUGGGGAUACCUGUCACCCUUCAGCAAAUUCAAGAAGUAGAUGCUUCUCUCACCCCUCAGCAGGCCCAGGCACUGGGGAUUCCUGUCCCCUCUCAGCAGAUACAGGAAGUGGGAGUUUCUCUCACCCCUCAGCAAGCCCAGGCACUGGGAACCAUUCUCACCCCUGAACAAGCUCAGGCACCAGGGAUCACUCUCACCCCUCAGCAGGUCCAGGCACUGGGGGUUCCUGUCACCCCUCAGCAAGUUCAAGCUCAGGGCAUCAGUCUUACCCCUCAGCAGGCCCAGGCACUGGGAACCAUUCUCACCCCUGAACAAGCUCAGGCACCAGAUAUCACUCUUACCCCACAACAGGCCCAGGCACUGGGGAUUUCAGUCACCCCACAGCAUAUCCCGGAUGUGGGGGCUUCUCUCACUCCUCAACAGGCUCAGGCUUUGGGGAUUCCUAUCACUCAGUGGGCUGAAGCUCAGGGCAUCACUCUCACCCCUCAGCAAGCCCAGGCACUUGGGAUCACUCUCACCCCUGAACAAGCUCAGGCAUCAGGGAUCACUCUCACCCCUCAGCAGGCCCAGGCACCGGGGAUCACUCUCACCCCUGAACAAGCUCAGGCACCAGGGAUCACUCUCACCCCUCAGCAGGCCCAGGCACCGGGGAUCACUCUCACCCCUGAACAAGCUCAGGCACCAGGGAUCACUCUCACCCCUCAGCAGGCCCAGGCACCGGGGAUCACUCUCACCCCUGAACAAGCUCAGGCACCAGGGAUCACUCUCACCCCUCAGCAGGCCCAGGCACUGGGGAUCACUCUCACCCCUGAACAAGCUCAGGCACCAGGGAUCACUCUCACCCCUCAGCAGGCCCAGGCACCGGGGAUCACUCUCACCCCUGAACAAGCUCAGGCACCAGGGAUCACUCUCACCCCUCAGCAGGCCCAGGCACUGGGGAUCACUCUCACCCCUGAACAAGCUCAGGCACCAGGGAUAACUCUCACCCCUCAGCAGGCCCAGGCACUGGGGAUCACUCUCACCCCUGAACAAGCUCAGGCAUCAGGGAUCACUCUCACCCCUCAGCAGGCCCAGGCACUUGGGAUCACUCUCACCCCUGAACAAGCUCAGGCACCAGGGAUCACUCUCACCCCUCAGCAGGCCCAGGAAGUGGGGAUUUCUCUCACCCCUCAACAGGCUCAGGCACUAGGGAUUCCUAUCACCCCUCAGCAGGGUGAAGCUCACAGUCUGACUCUCACCCCUCAGCAGUUUCAGGAUUUGGGGAUCCCUGCCACCCCUCAGGGCAUCAUCUUUACCCCUCAGCAGGCCCAGGCAUUGGGGAUCCAUGUGACCCCUGAACACGCCCGUGCCCUGGGGAUGCAUGUCACCUCUGAGCAGGCCCAUGCACUAGGGAUCACUCUCACUCCUGAUCAGGCCCAGGCACCUUGGGUGUCUCUCACUUCUCAACAGGUCCAGGCACUGAGGAGCCACAUCACCCCUGAGCAGGCACAGGCUCAGGGCAUCACUCUUACCCCUCAGCAGUCUCAGGCACUGAGAAUCCCUGUCAUCAUUCCACAGCCUCAGGAUUUGGGGGCCCCAUUCACUUUGGGACAGGCUCAAGCAUUGGGGAUUUCUCUCUCUCAUGAACAGUUUGCAAAAUUAGGGGUUCCUCUCACCUCAGAUAAAGUGUAUGCCUUAGAAUAUCCCCACAUCCCAGAACAAAUCCAACCUUUGGAAGCUCCUUUCACCCCAGGGGAGGCCUGGUCCAUGGGUAUUACUGUUAGGUCUGUGCAGGACCUAACAUCAAGAACUCCUCUUUUUAAGGAGCACCCCUUACCACCCUGGGCUAGUCCUCCUUCAGGACAUACACUGAAAACUGGGAUCUCUUCCAUUACUGAUAAAUCUGUCACAAAACAUGCUCCUCACACUCCUAACGAGUCCCCAGUAUCAUCUGCUGCUAUUGCUGAGGAGUCCCCUGUAUUUGAGGUGCCUUCUACUCCUUUCCGUAUGUCAAGGUUUCCUCUUCAACAAGCCCCCUCUGAGAAAUUCUUGGGAAUGAGGAUUCCUUCAGACCCUGGGAAGCCCCUGGCACCACAGACUUCUCCUUCCUCCAGACAGACCCUAAUGUCUAAGGAUCUAUCAACCUCUGUUCCAUUCCCAGCACCAGUUCCCAGUCCAAUAUCUGGGCUCUCUCCCACUCCACAACAGCCCCUUAUAUCUGGAGUCCCAGUCACCUCUGUGCAGAUUCCCCAAAUCUGGGCUCCUCUCUCUCCUAGGAAGCACUUGGUUUCUGGGACUACUUCCAUCCCUCAGGAGCUCUUGAAAUCUGGACCCUUAACACUCUCUGAGCAGUUUCAGGCAUCCCAGACCUUUGCCACUCAUAAGCAAUCUCCUGGGUUACAAGCCCCUUCUACCCUUGGGCAGCAUCUGCCACCAAGGACCCUUCCUGGGCAAGCUUCCCCUCUAUGGGUCUCUCCCACCCCUGGGCGUCCCCUAACACCAUUGACUCCCUCAACCCCUGAAAAGCCACAGAAAGAUUUGUCCUCUGCUGUCUCUGAGAAAAGGAAGGAAAGAUUGUCAAUUAUUUCUUCUCUGAAAUUGAAAUCAGUAUCAGUCCAUCCCAGUGCUCCAAGUUUCAAGGUAAUUCAAGCCCCUUUCACCACUAAGAAGUUCCAAACAGCAGAGGUCUCUGACACUUCUGAAGAAAUCCAGAUACCUGAAGAUCAUUUUGCCGUGGAACGAUUUAGAAUGUUUAAGUCCCAUCUCACCGAUUACAAGACACCAGUAUCUCAAGCCCCUUAUGCUGAUGAGGGGACCCUUCCUACUACUCUCAUUAAGCCUGUAACUCCACUACCUUCUCUUAUUACUACUCAACUACUCAAAACACGGCAGAGCUCACCUUCUGAAUGGGACCAAAAAUCCCAACUUCCCCCUAUCAAUAAGCCCUGGGUACUGACUUCAGUUUCAGAUACCAGGCAACCCAAGAUGAUGGUGCCCACUUCCUAUCCCCAAGAGCUCAAAGAACAGAACUAUUUUGUUGAUGUGGAGGCUCAGCGGAAGAACCUGAUACUCUUAAAUCAGGCCACAAAAGCUUCUAUACUCCCUUCACAGCUACACACAGAAGCUAGGAAUCUCAUAAUUGAGACACUUCGUACAGACAAAGUUCGGCUGGGAUACCUAUUCCGCAAGUACAAUGCCUAUAGACUGAUCCAGCGUGCAAGGAACAACAUAAUUAAACGAUUACUAGCCAUCCAGGAUACUGGAAGAAGUUAUGAGACCCAGAACCUCUACAUAAUGCUGAAGAGGAUUGAUGAUUAUCAAAAAAAGGUGAUGCAGAUCUGGACAGAGAAGCAGAAUUCUCUAGAGCAGAAACGGAUUCAGUGCCUAAGGAAAAUGAUGUACUUUUUCAGCCAGCUUCAAGAGAUAUAUAAACUGAAUCUCGAUCAACCUAUCCCUUUGGUCGUUGAAAAAAAGCAAAUACCUGCCUCUACCAAAUCUGUUCAACAGCCAUGUUCAAAGCUACUGAAAGAAGAGAACAGGAAGUAUAACAUUCUCAAUAAAUUUAGAAAAGACAACCAACUGCAAGCCAUCUGGAAUGCAGAUCUAUCCACUUCGAGUUACCCAAUAACAGAGAAGACAUCAAUGCAUUCACUCUGGGCGCAGCUGGGUGGGUACCCAGAUAUUCCUAUGCUGCUUCAGUUAGAUGUUCAGUCAGCCUUCAUAAGAUCUCUUACAUGUAUUCAAUCAAGAACUUACCCCAAAGGCACCAAGAACCUGAAAGCAGAGUUUAUAAGCAGUCCCACGAAAACGCAGCCGCGCCCUUCACGGCUCCUACGCCGCGACGCGGAGCACAGCGAACAGCUUCAAGCAGCAAACACGCAACCAGCGGCGCGCACGCCCACCCCGAGGCCGCGCAGGAGGCGGGCCGACGUGCGCGCCUCCGCGGCUGUGGGCGGGGUCCGGGGCGGGGCUCUGAGCCGGACCGGGGCGGGGCCGCAGAGAGCUGUAGGUGUUGCAGCUAGGUCGCGACAGGUGCGCGAGGCAGAACGCCAGGGACCCGUGGCGGGGCUGAUAGCAGCGCAGAAGACGAGACCGCUUUUAGCCAGGUAA